AUGGUGCACACAGAACAUGCCGAGGUGAUUGUGGUUGGGGCCGGCAUUGGGGGUCUCGCCGCAGCAAAGACGUAUCUUGAACUGUCACCAGGCACCAGCUUGCUACUUAUAGAAAAGCGACCAACUUUAGGCGGCGUCUGGGCGGAAGAAAACUGCUACGAAGGCCUCAAGACUAACAAUCUUGGGGGUACGUAUGAGUUCAGUGACUUUCCUAUGGGUGAGAAGUACGGCGUCAAAGAAGAUGGCCAUAUCUCUGGAUACACGCUCCACCGGUAUCUGAACGACUUUGCCGAUCACUUUGAUUUGCGUCGGCGGAUGCAUUUCAACACGCGCAUCCUGCAAGCAGAGAAACUCGACAGUGGAUGGAGACUGUACGCCGAAAGCACAACUGGAGGAAAGGGCUCUGGCCCACUCCGGUAUACCUGCUACAAGCUCAUCGUCAGCAGUGGGUUAUCCUCCACCCCAAAUCCCGUCAACAUCGACGGUAAAGAGGAUUUCAACCGGCCCAUCAUCGACCACACCCAGCUACGGUCUGAAGGUGCUAGAAUAGCACAGAAUCCGGCCGUCAAGUCAGUGACUGUCGUGGGCGCAUCCAAAACCGGAUAUGAUGUUGUUCAUCUGAUGGCGUCCAAUGGUAAAAAGGUAGACUGGAUCAUCCGCGAGUCUGGCGGCGGCGGUGUCUGGAUGGCUUCGCCUUGGGUGCCAUUUGCAGGCGCUAUCACGAAGCUCGAGCUCCUUGCAACGAUGCGCUACUUCACGUGGUUUAGUCCGUGCGUAUGGGGCGGUUUUGAUGGGUUCUCCUGGAUCCGCAAGCUGCUGCAUCAAACACGCAUCGGAAGAUGUCUGUUCUGGUCAGCCAGAGUGGGUAUCCUCAACUACCCGUCCGACAUCCACGACUAUCUCCGGUCUGGCCAGGUCAAGAUCACCAUAAAGGACAUCGAUCACUUGUCAGCUCCAGGAUUAGUCACUUUCUCCGAUGGUACCAGCAUCCAGACAGACGCUUUGGUUGCCAUCACAGGCUGGAAGCUAGGCUCGACACUGGAAUACAAACCCGACGGCCUGGAUGCUCAACUCGGCAUUCCCAGCAGCUAUUCCGACACAAAAGAGAACGCAUUCUGGGAGCAACUAGACUCCGAAGCGGAUAAGGAAAUCCUCGGUCGAUUCCCAUACCUUCGCAAUCCGCCCUCCAGGAUCCCCUACAAGCAGAAUGUGACCCCCUUCCGUCUAUACAGAGGCAUUGCGCCGCCCAGCCUCACCACGCUAGGCGACUAUUCGCUCGCCUACAUGAAGAUGGUUCACAGUACUAGCAAUGUGAUUAUUGCCGAGACCCAGGCGCUGUGGGUGUAUGCGUACUUGAACGGUAAGCUCCGGAUUGACGCGGCAGAUGUUUACAGACAAACGGCCCUUAUGAGUCGAUAUGGCAAGCAUCGCUAUCCUUGCGGGUUUUCGGAGUGGUACCCGGAAUUUGUCUAUGAUGCAAUUCCGUAUGCAGAUAUGCUUCUCUCGGACUUGGGGGUUAGGAGCUGGCGGAAACCAACAUGGAGGAGGGAGAUGUUUGAGGGAUAUACUAUCCAUGACUAUAGGGGGAUUAAUCGGGAAUGGGCGAGCCGUGGAUGA
This is a messenger RNA of Aspergillus terreus NIH2624, 1617 nucleotides long. RefSeq lists its product as uncharacterized. The transcript has 3 exons. The record is from RefSeq and is a predicted model, not a curated record. Bases 1 to 1617 code for a protein of 538 amino acids. Lineage: Eukaryota; Fungi; Ascomycota; Eurotiomycetes; Eurotiales; Aspergillaceae. Gene Ontology annotation, molecular function: oxidoreductase activity.